Messenger RNA from Cinclus cinclus, 1488 nucleotides. RefSeq names its product cilia and flagella associated protein 73 (gene CFAP73). Bases 1 to 1206 code for a protein of 401 amino acids. NCBI's taxonomy places the organism in Eukaryota, Metazoa, Chordata, Aves, Passeriformes, Cinclidae. Gene Ontology annotation, biological process: spermatid development. The record is from RefSeq and is a predicted model, not a curated record. The transcript has 9 exons.
AUGCCUGUGACGGACUCGAAUUCCCACGUGGGAUUCUGGCUCAGUCCCCUGAGCAGCCCUGGAGUGGAGAAAGUCACCAGGGGGCCACAGUGGUCCUGGGCCAAGGGAAGAAACAAGGGGCCCCUGGGCAAGGAGGAGGCACCGGCCGAGAUGGACUCGGAGCUGGAGAAGCGGUUGAGAGCAGCUUUCCGGGACAAGCUGCGGCUGCUUGGGAGGGCCCCGGGGCAGCGGUGGCCCGAGGGAGCCCUGCCCAGGCUGUCCCUCCGCAGCCCAGCCGAGCUGCACGCAGUCCGUGGCAGGCCCCGGGACCCCGCCACGCUCCUGCCAUCAUCCACUCGUGUGCUGCUGAAGAGGCGGGAGGUGGCGGAGGUGGAGCGGGAGCUGCAGAGCCGGCGGCAGGUGAGGGCGGCCCCAGACCGUGCAAUCCCACAGGAGUUUCAGCAGCGGAUGCAGCGGCUGGCGCAGCGCCGGCAGCAGCUGGCCCGGAGACGAGAGCAGCACCGCGAGGCCGUGCUCAGAUCAGAGUCCUUCCUCAAGGUGGUGGUGGCCAGGCGGGAGCGGGCGCUGCGCCGGGCGGACGAGCAGCGGGCGGCGGAGCGGGCUGGGGCCGCCCGGCUGCAGCGGGAGCUGGAGCAGCUGCUGCGGCGCAGGGAGCGCCUGGCCCGGCGCCUGCGGAGCCUCCGACCCUUCGGGGACUACCUGCGGGACGUGCUGGCCAGGAUGGGGCAGUUCCAGGACGUGUGGGCCAUGCUGGAACAUUUCACGGUGCUGGCGGGGGUGCGGGCAGCCCUGGCACGGGAGGCAGAAGCCGGGCAGGAGCUGCUGGCCCAGGGCAGGGCACAGCUCGAGCAGUACCGUCAGGAGAGCAACUCCCAGCUCCUGGGCACCAGGGACGAGCUGGCUCGGCUCCACACGCGUCUGGAGGCUGCUGGCCAAGAUGUGCUGCAGUGGGAGUCCCGCUGGACCCACAUCCAGAGCACAGCCAUCCAGAGGACCCUGCUCCUGGGGCAGAUCAAGCUGGCUGUGCUGAACCUCUUCCAGCAAACCACUGCACAGCUCAGGAUCCCCACGGACAGAGCCCAGGAGGACACAAAGGCCCAACUGGACGUGGUGCUGCUCUGCAUGCAAGCCCUGGCUGAAAUCUGUGCCAGGGGCAGACACCCACAGAACCACAGGAGUGCCAGGCUAUUUCAGGGCCAGGAAUAGCCCCUGGGAACACCAGCUGCUCCUGGGGCUGGGGAGAGGCUGCCAGAUCCAGCAUGGAGCCACAGGACCCCUGGGGAUGGAGGUAAUUCCCAGCAAGUCUGGAAACCCCAUGUCAAGAGACGACACGCAGGGCAGUGGCACAGGCACACUGGAGUGGCACCACACCCAGGCACCGCCAGGGCACUUCCCAGGUUCCCUCCUGCACAAAGCACCCUGGGCAGGGGGAGGGAGCUGCUCCAAGCAUCUCUGAAGGUGUUUCACAUCAAAAUACAUCCAGCUAUG